GUUAGUUAUUUGGGGAAUUUAUACACCGUCGGAUGACAGUCCAAUCUUUCGGUCAAUGGAAGCCAUCCUACAAAUGGUGGGCUUUUCUUUUUCAUUUCUCCUCUUAGAAAAAAGCCCCAGGUGUACCUUACCGGCACCUGACGUAGCUCGCUUAUCGUCUCUAUCCAACCUGAACCAUCGGGAAUACUGGAACACUGGAAGCCAUUUAUCCCAUAUCCUGCCUGCGCGCACGUUCUCUCUUGCCCUCGUCUCCCUCUCCCCAUUGUCGUAUAAUCGGAGCCCCCGCCAUUGAAAUCCCCUAACAUGCCCGAAGGGGAGCUAUGGUCUACGUUAGUCACUGCCAUCGAUCCCGAACAUAUCAGGGCCAUGCCUGCCAUUCUUUUGCCCACUAUCGAACUUCUGGAGACGGAACUGGCCAAUGCUAGAGCUGCACUUCAGGAACUCCAGCCCAAUGCUGCCC
Molecule: messenger RNA, 460 nt
Organism: Aspergillus homomorphus CBS 101889
Lineage: Eukaryota; Fungi; Ascomycota; Eurotiomycetes; Eurotiales; Aspergillaceae
Exons: 3
Coding region: 56-292 (78 amino acids)
Source: RefSeq, a predicted model, not a curated record